AUGAACAAAUUAUAUUUUUUUUUGAUGGUUGAAAUUUAGUGUAUACUUUACCAAUUUAUUGCUACAAAUGAAUAUUUAUUAGUAGAGAUUGAAGCUGAGGGAUGGACAUAAAUGAAAAUAUAAAUCUAUGAACAUAAUGUGAAACAGAGUGAAGCAAUUGAAAAUUAUGAAAAAUAUUUGCAACUUUAUUAUAAGCUGAAAUUGGGAUCUUAUUACGAAUUAGAAAUACUUAUAAUUCCAGAAACAAACUUUACAAUUAAAUAAAUAGAUUAAAAAGAAUGCCCUAAGUAAUGUUCUAAUAAUGGAAAUUGUAUAAAUACUAGCUGUCAAUGUUAUGAAUAAUUUUUAGGGUAAUAUAUAUAUUAUUUAUAUUAUAGAUCAAGAUGCUAAUUUGAAAUAGAAAGUUACUAUAAUAUUCAAUAAUAUAACAUUGAAUUAGAUUAAUAUGAAACUUAGUAUUUAAAAUUACAGUAUUAAUAAUUAGAUUUGAUCAAUGAAUAAGGGUACUUUCUAUUUAUUAAGAUAGAGAUAGACAAAAAAUUUGAUUUUGUCAACAAAUUAUGAAAUCGAAAUUCAGCUUUACAUAGUUUUACCAUUUCAAAGCAUAUUAACCAGCAUUCAAUAUUAAAACAUUUUAUACAACAAAUCACUCAAUGGAUCUACUACUAUAGAUUUUUCAUCAUAUUACUAAUAAUUUAGUGGUUCUUCAAUAAGUUACACAUUUUUUUUUAUGUUUACCAAUACAAAUAAAAAUAAACAAAGGUACUCAAUGACUUUUGAAUUGAAAAACUCUGAGAUUACAUUUUAAGACUUCAUUUUAGUAACUAUUCUUAGUGUUGUUGCGUUUAUCAUUUUAUUAAUUGUAAUAUUUAUUGUCAGAAGAAGAUGUCAAUAUAUCUAAAUAAGUAAGCUUAAAUAUUAAAUUGAUAAUUAACCAAAAGUUGAUGUUGUUGGAUAAUUACCAAUUGUAACUCCUGCAAAAGAUUCAGAAUGUAUUGUAUGUUUGGAUUUAUUGGAAAACUAGCAAUGCCGAUAAACUUCUUGUAAACAUAUAUUUCAUGAUCAUUGUUUAAAUGAAUGGUUACAAAAAUAAUAAACUUGCCCUCUUUGUAGAGAGAAUCUGUUUGAAGAGGAAGGAGCAUAAAUAUUGAAAAUUAGAAAUUUAAGUUCAUCUUCUUUAGUUGCUGGAUAAUUUUCAAUAAUUUAGAGUGAAAGAUAGCCAAUUUAAUAAAUUAUACUUUAAAGAUCAAUGAAUAAUAGAUUAGCUGCAUUUUAAUGA
Molecule: messenger RNA, 1279 nt
Organism: Paramecium sonneborni
Lineage: Eukaryota; Ciliophora; Oligohymenophorea; Peniculida; Parameciidae
Source: the annotation of a GenBank genome assembly